This is a messenger RNA of Styela clava, 454 nucleotides long. NCBI's taxonomy places the organism in Eukaryota, Metazoa, Chordata, Ascidiacea, Stolidobranchia, Styelidae. The record is from RefSeq and is a predicted model, not a curated record.
AAAAUGGUACUUUGUUUAGAGUUUGAGGGGACGAAAACACCACACACUACUAUUUGAACGAGGGGAACAUUUGGCGCAUCCUAUCCCUGUAUGCAUUACCCAGGGAGCUAAAAUACUUCUUCAUGUCUGAGUCAAUCGAAAAAAGAUCAACAGCUAAUUCCAAACUAUGGGGACCGGUUAUGACCUGUAUAGACAAAGUGAUAGAUAAUAUCAUCCUUCCUGAACUUGAGAUUGGCGAUUGGAUAUUUUGGAGAAAUAUGGGAGUGUACUCUUUUGCAUGCAGUACAAGAUUUUGUGGAUUCGGUACAAAAUCAUUCUAUAACGUAAUUUCCAACAAUGAUUUGUUGAUAUUUCAACAAUUACAACAAAAGAAAAAGUUGUCUCGCUUUAGUUUCGAAGAGUGGACUCCUAAUGAAGAAAGUGAAAAUGUUCUAAAAUCAUAAAAUUACCUAUU